UCUCUCCGCGAGGUGUGCUUAUUAAACUUUCGAUAUUUAGUCAUUUCUAACAAAUCCUACAAUAACAGGAUGAAAAAAAGUCACAAAUACUGCUUACAUCAAUAAUAUUUUAGUAUUUACUCAUUAGACUUAGUUCGUUGUUAAACUUUGGAAUACUGUGUAGAGUCUUUUGCUAAUUUCGUAAUAUUAUCUCGGCUAAAGCUAAUUGUGCUACAGUGGCUAAAUUCAUUUCUGACCAUUUCGAUUUGGUUUUGACAACACAGCAUUCACAAUGAAAGUCUCCGAGGACCAAAAUGUCGAGGACGGUGUUUCAUUUCAGGAUGAGCAGGAUCUCAUUUUCCAAGACAUUGACCUUCUACAACAACAUGGGAUAAAUAUGGCAGAUAUCCAAAAACUGAAAACCGUGGGCAUCUGCACCGUCAAGGGAAUUCAAAUGAUGACACGCAAGGCUUUGUGCAACAUUAAGGGAUUGUCUGAAGCAAAAGUGGAAAAAAUUAAGGAAGCUGCUGGGAAAAUGCUGAAUCACGGUUUCCAGACUGCCUUUGAAUACAGUGUCAAGAGGAAGAUCGUUUUCCACAUCACAACCGGGAGUCAGGAGUUUGAUAAAUUGUUGGGUGGAGGAAUGGAGAGUAUGGCUAUCACAGAAGCCUUUGGAGAGUUUCGUACAGGAAAAACACAGCUUUCCCACACACUUUGCGUCACCGCUCAGCUGCCAGGAGAAAAUGGCUACUCGGGUGGGAAAGUCAUCUUUAUUGACACAGAGCACACUUUUCGCCCAGAUCGACUGAGAGACAUUGCCGAUAGGUUUAAUUUGGACCACAAUGAAGUCCUUGACAAUGUUCUAUAUGCUCGGGCUUAUACCAGUGAGCAUCAGAUGAAGCUAUUGGACUUUGUGGCAGCUAAAUUUCAUGAGGAAGCAGGAAUCUUCAAGCUUUUGAUUAUUGACUCCAUCAUGGCCCUGUUCAGAGUUGACUUCUCGGGUCGAGGUGAGUUGGCAGAGAGGCAGCAGAAACUGGCCCUGAUGCUCUCCAGGCUGCAGAAGAUUUCUGAAGAGUACAAUGUUGCUGUGUUUGUGACCAACCAAAUGACUGCUGAUCCUGGCGCAGGGAUGACAUUCCAAGCUGAUCCGAAGAAGCCGAUCGGCGGCCACAUCCUGGCCCACGCUUCCACCACAAGGUUGAGCUUGAGGAAGGGACGUGCUGAGAUGAGAAUUGUCAAAAUAUUUGACAGCCCAAAUAUGCCUGAGAAAGAGGCAUCUUUCGCCAUCACAGCUGGAGGUAUCACUGAUGCUAAAGAGUAAAAGAGACAAAUAAUACA
Molecule: messenger RNA, 1317 nt
Organism: Syngnathus acus (greater pipefish)
Lineage: Eukaryota; Metazoa; Chordata; Actinopteri; Syngnathiformes; Syngnathidae
Gene: dmc1
Product: DNA meiotic recombinase 1
Exons: 13
Coding region: 272-1300 (342 amino acids)
Biological process (GO): mitotic recombination; DNA repair; DNA strand invasion
Cellular component (GO): condensed nuclear chromosome; nucleus
Molecular function (GO): single-stranded DNA binding; ATP binding; ATP hydrolysis activity
Source: RefSeq, a predicted model, not a curated record